Messenger RNA from Cetraspora pellucida, 1062 nucleotides. The record is from the annotation of a GenBank genome assembly. NCBI's taxonomy places the organism in Eukaryota, Fungi, Glomeromycota, Glomeromycetes, Diversisporales, Gigasporaceae.
AUGAAGAAUCCUAAAGAAAUGACUGAUGAUGAGCUUUAUCAUUCACUCAAAGCUCGUAAAAUUCGUAUGGGUGUAGCUCGAGAAAUUUCUUCCACUUAUUCUCCAAAUCGUGUAAUUUUAACAACUCUUGUUAGUCCGGUUCAUGCGGCGGCUCAAGUUAGUGUUAACGUCAGUGGUUCGGUUGCUCAUCACUAUACCAAAUCAGAAAUGGAUGACGUAGUCAAGGAAAUGCAUGACAGAGGUCUUGAUUCAGAAAAAGUUAAUAAUGAUCCUGAAACUGAAAUUUUUAUAAAUAAAUGGGUUAAGCUUUGGAAAUGUAUGAAACUCCUUGGUACCAUCAUAGCAAUCGAUUUAUCUGAAGUUCAUGAUAUGAUCGAAGUUGUAAGCGAUUUACAUGAAGCUUUAGUCGACCUAAGUGAUGUUAUUAAUGAUAUUAGUGAAUUAUGUCUCGUUACAGUGGAUAAUCCUGAUGAUAUAAAAGAUGGUGUUAAUCAGGCUUCAAUCGUUGUAGAUAAUUUUAAGCUUGGUGUUGAUCCACUUUCUGAUUUAACUACUAAAGGUGUCGAAGGAUUUAAAGAUAUUACCUCAUCAAUCGAUCUUUCCAUUCUUACAAAUAGAUUCACUUUAUUUGUUAAUGGAAGAUUGAAAUUUGAUGCUGAAACUAUAAUUAAUGUCCUUGACUUGGCGGAUGCAACUAAAGAUCUCGCUACUGAUGAUAAAAAAGAUUCUAUGGAUGAAAACUCUACAAACAAUGCUGUAAAAGCAAGCAUCAAAGUUAAUCUUUCUAAACUUCGUGAAAUUAUUGAAAAUGAAAUUGCUAAAUUUACCACAAAAAUAUCUGACAUUUCUUUAAAAUCUGAAAAUAUCGAAAUUUUAACUACCGAUGUGACGAAAAUCGAUGAUGAGAAAGUGAAAAAUGAAAAAUCUGAAUUUAUUCUUGAGACUCACAUUAAAAAUAUUACUGCUGCGACUUCAUCUCUUAAUAUUUCUAACAUUAGUAGUCAAAUUUCCCAAUAUACUACUACUAUAUCAUCAAAUAAACUUUCAGAUCAAAAGCAAUAA